Staurois parvus is the source of this 1188-nucleotide messenger RNA. NCBI's taxonomy places the organism in Eukaryota, Metazoa, Chordata, Amphibia, Anura, Ranidae. The record is from the annotation of a GenBank genome assembly.
AUGUGUCCUCACAGCAUUUCCAAAGUAUGGUGCCUAAUAAUGAACACAACAGAAAGCCCCUCAUCAUUCAUCUCUGUACAGAACAGCAGCCAAUCCAGCAACGAGACAAACCUGAGCAUUGCAACAUCAUUUGGGAGCAAAUACAACCUUUACAUUGGUUUAAUAUUAGCAGUAAGCUCCAGCAUUUUCAUCGGGUCAAGUUUCAUCAUGAAGAAAAAAGGCCUUUUACGGUUGGCUGAAAAGGGAGUCACCAGAGCAGGGCAGGGUGGAUUCUCAUACCUGAAGGAAUGGCUUUGGUGGGCCGGGCUUCUCUCAAUGGGGGCAGGAGAAGCUGCGAACUUUGCUGCGUAUGCAUUUGCACCAGCCACUUUAGUGACCCCACUAGGUGCACUGAGUGUUCUUAUAUGUGCAAUUCUGUCUUCAUAUUUCCUGAAUGAAAAACUGAACAUACAUGGGAAGCUUGGAUGUCUUCUGUGUAUUCUUGGUUCAACCAUGAUGGUCAUACAUGCCCCUCAAGAGGAAGAGGUCACAUCUCUGCAUGCUCUAGAAAUAAAACUAAGGGAUCCAGGUUUCAUUGCUUUUGCUACAGUGUCUGUUGUGGCUUCCCUGGUCCUAAUAGUACUUGUUGCCCCCAAAAAAGGUCAAACCAACAUCCUAGUUUACAUUGCCAUUUGCUCUAUAAUUGGUGCUUUUUCUGUAUCAUCUGUGAAAGGAUUGGGAAUCUCCAUCCAUGAGUUCAUUGAACGGAAACAAGUUUACAAAAAUCCUCUAUUCUACAUCUUAAUGGCCUCACUGGUUUUAUCUGUCAGUACACAGAUCAAUUAUCUCAACAAAGCUCUGGAUAUCUUCAAUACCUCUAUAGUGACACCUAUAUAUUAUGUCUUCUUCACGACUAUGGUGGUCACCUGUUCAGUGAUCUUGUUCAAGGAAUGGAAUAGUAUGGAUAUUGGCGACAUGAUUGGGACAUUAAGUGGCUUCCUUACCAUUAUUAUUGGCAUCUUUCUUCUGCAUGCCUUUAAGAACACCAAUAUCACAUGGAGUCAGAUCACCUCUAGCAUCAAGAAAGAAAAACAGACAGUACCUGAUGGACAGGAAGACCAACACAGCCUGCUUGGGAAUGCAGAACAUUCCAUAUUGGCAUUUGAGGAUGAUAUGGCCAUCUUCAAUAGGACAAGCCAACAGCACUGA